CCCCCCCGUGCCCACAUCUCCACGGUGGAUGCCAACGAGAGCGAGGAGGUUCGGCAGUUCCGGCGCCUCUUCACCCAGCUGGCCGGGGAGGACAUGGAGGUGAGCCCCACCGAGCUCAUGAACAUCCUCAACAGGGUCGUCACCCGCCAUCCCGACCUGAAGACGGACGGCUUCGGGCUGGACACCUGCCGCAGCAUGGUGGCCGUCAUGGACAGCGACACCACCGGGAAAUUGGGGUUUGAGGAGUUCAAGUACCUCUGGAACAACAUCAAGAAGUGGCAGUGCGUGUACAAACAAUUCGACACCGACCGCUCGGGGACCAUCGGGCCCCAGGAGCUGCCGGGGGCGUUUGAGGCCGCAGGUUUGGGG
Molecule: messenger RNA, 369 nt
Organism: Passer montanus (Eurasian tree sparrow)
Lineage: Eukaryota; Metazoa; Chordata; Aves; Passeriformes; Passeridae
Product: calpain small subunit 1-like
Exons: 5
Molecular function (GO): calcium ion binding
Source: RefSeq, a predicted model, not a curated record